AUGAUAUCCCAGACCCAACACAACCACCCAACCAGGACACUUAGUCCCGACCAGUCGACUGAGACGGCACUGGUCUCACUGACAAACAGAAUGAAUCUAGGAGACGAGCACACUCGCGCGAGGUGCAUCAAGUCCCCGGGACAUGCGCUGUGCUGUGCCGUGUUAGGAGCUGGGGAGCUCGAAGCACACACACGCCCCAAUCCAACCCGACCCGACGCGGCGGUGCUUCAGGCUUCCGAGUCGAGUGUCAGUGUCAGUUCCAGUAUCGUCACCGGCCUCCCUACCAAAGGCCGGCCCUACCCAACCACCCAACUAGGACUUGUUGUCCCGGUCAGUCGGCCGGAAACAACAACUGGUGCUACUGACAUAAAAGCGGUCCAGGGCGAGCACACUCAACUGCCCCUACCCAGCCCAACCCAACGCGGUGAGGUGCUUCAAGUCACCUGGCAGCAGCCCUCUCGGGGCUGCCUUCCAAGCGCUACCCACCACCCACCCGCGCCUGAUCAAGAACAUAAAACGGAAAAGAAGUAG
Molecule: messenger RNA, 531 nt
Organism: Aspergillus glaucus CBS 516.65
Lineage: Eukaryota; Fungi; Ascomycota; Eurotiomycetes; Eurotiales; Aspergillaceae
Exons: 5
Coding region: 1-531 (176 amino acids)
Source: RefSeq, a predicted model, not a curated record